AUGUUGCGCGAAAUAAAACCGCGAAAUGCUCGGACGGCUCGCAUCGUCAAGGCACGCGAGCCUCAACAGGUGGAAUCCAGGAAACGGGUCUUACUCCUGCAUGGGACGAAAUGCCCGCAGCCUCUCUCCAACGUGCUGAAGACUGUGCAUACGCUGACCAAACCGGAUUCUGUCAUGCUCACCAAGAAGAACGACAACAUCCACCCCUUCGAGAACCCCGAGUCCCUAGAAUUUCUGGCAGGGAAGAACGAAUGUGGGGUGGUGGUCUUUGGCACUCAUUCCAAAAAGAGACCGAACAAUGUCACAGUCCUGCGGAUAUACGACGGCAAACUUCUCGAUAUGGUUGAGCUGCUGCUUCUUGUGCCUGCGGACGAGCCACAGUCAGACCUAAAAUUGCAGAUUGGAGUCGGAAUGAAGCCUUUGAUCCUGUUCGCGGGAUCGCAGUGGGAUGACACCUCUUCAUCGGCGCAGGCUACACUCUACCAAUCCCUCAGGUCUAUAAUGCUGGAUCUGUUUCAGGGUGAAGAGAUAUCUUCAAUUGACGUGGCAGGUCUACAGUAUCUCCUGAUGAUCGCCACCGGUGAAAAUUCCAGUUCCUCGGGAGACUUGAACGACCCGGCGAACAAGCCCGUCCUUCACCUCAGAUGGUAUCGGAUACGAACUAUGAGAUCCAACAGCCCCAAAAUCCCACGGGUCGAGCUUGAGCCAAUUGGACACAGCUUCGAUUUCCGAGUUGAUCGAUUCCGUGAAGCGGAUGCGGCCGUGAUGAGGGAUGCUUUAAAACAUGGCCGUCGGCCAAAUGAACAACGGACAAAGAAGAAUAUUGAGACAGAUCUGGUGGGUGACAAGAUUGGCCGCGUGCAUCUUGGAAAACAGGAUCUCUCAAAUCUGCAGACACGGAAAAUGAAAGGGCUGAAAAGAAACCGUGGCGAGCUCGACGAUGAUGAAGAAGAGAUGGCGGACUUGGAUAAAGAGCAAGAUAUCAUCAGUCAAGACGAAGACAUGGAGAACGGCGGCAUGGACGUGGACGAUACGUCGGAAGAAGGCAGCACUGGUCUAGGCAGCGGGGAUGAGAUUAGUAUCGGAGAGGAUGACGACGAGGAAAUGGACGAUGCGGACGACGACGACAAUGAGAAACCGAAACGACGGCGGAUCUCUUGA
Cladophialophora bantiana CBS 173.52 is the source of this 1161-nucleotide messenger RNA. RefSeq lists its product as uncharacterized. NCBI's taxonomy places the organism in Eukaryota, Fungi, Ascomycota, Eurotiomycetes, Chaetothyriales, Herpotrichiellaceae. The record is from RefSeq and is a predicted model, not a curated record. Gene Ontology annotation, cellular component: nucleolus. Gene Ontology annotation, molecular function: rRNA binding. The transcript is spliced from 2 exons. The coding region runs from base 1 to 1161 and encodes 386 amino acids. Gene Ontology annotation, biological process: maturation of LSU-rRNA from tricistronic rRNA transcript (SSU-rRNA, 5.8S rRNA, LSU-rRNA); ribosomal large subunit assembly.